This is a messenger RNA of Talaromyces stipitatus ATCC 10500, 981 nucleotides long. RefSeq lists its product as uncharacterized. Bases 1 to 981 code for a protein of 326 amino acids. The record is from RefSeq and is a predicted model, not a curated record. The transcript has 3 exons. Lineage: Eukaryota; Fungi; Ascomycota; Eurotiomycetes; Eurotiales; Trichocomaceae.
AUGGAGCUACCUGCCAGUCUGUGCUUUGCGACGCCUCUGAUGAUAAUCCGACUUUGGCGUUUCAAUUACCAGGGUACCGGAUUCGGCUUGUUCUAUUAUUACCUCGUCCUAUUCUAUACCGACUUUCUUUCCAACAUCAAUAGGUCUGUGGCUCCGUUGUCUCCCAGGCUUCGGUUAAGCUUGUACGAACUGACUGAUUCGCGUCUUCAAGACUUCUCUUUAUCGACAAUUGCAAUCCCAACGGCAUCUGCCUCGAUAUUCACAAACACGAUACCCAUUUCUAACGGUCAAGUCACCACCGUCACAAUCACAUAUGCGCCCGCCGCCACGAGCUCAGCAGGUAACACCACUGCCAUCAGUUCUCCGAGCGAUACUCCCACAUCCGGCAAUAGUGGAGACUCUUCCAGCUCUGGCAGCUCUAUCAGCAGCAACGCACAAAAGAGCUCUUCUGGCCUCAGCACAGGCGCAAAGAUAGGUAUCGGCGUUGGUGCCGGAGUGGGCGGUCUCGCUAUUAUCGGAGGUAUAAUUGCCUUGAUCGUUUAUUGUUGUGCUCGCCGUCGACGAGAGACGACAGCAGUGGGAACAAAUAUUGUAUACGCGCCGGCAAACAAUGCUGAGGACGACAAAGCAGAUGCGCCAGUAGUGACUCCAAUAUAUCACGAACAUAAGCCCGAGCUAGAUUCGCAACAGCAAGAGCAGCGAUUACAGCAGCAGGUACACGAUCAACAACACAAUCCAGCUGGACUUGCAGCCCCAGUCUCACCCGUUAGUGACGAUCCGUCAUCGACAACGGGAAGGACGAGUGAAUUGCAUUCUGAAUCUCAGGGAUAUUACCAGUCCCCUGAUGGAGGUGCGCAGGAAUUGGGCGCUGUUUCAUCGUAUCAACAUCAUUAUCAGUAUCAUCUGGGUGUUGUGACGCAAGCAGAGAUGCCGGCUGAUCAGGGGCAGGGUCAUGGUAAUACAAGACAUGAGUUGCAAUGA